GUACUUGCUGUGAAGUGAGGCACGCGCUGAUGAUGAGCUGCAGCUGGGCACUAACGCAGCAAGUGAAGCAGCUGAGGUUUGGAUUUUGUCUCUUGAGUCCAAAUGGGGAAGGCAAACUACUUCCAACAAACCUUACUCUUCUUCAUCAUCAUUACAGUUGUUCUAAUAUUCAUCUUUAAUCUGGAAACUCCUAGUAAAGACAAGUCAAUUCCAACACCGCGUGGACCUCCACCUGUUUGUCCAUCAGUCAUCUCUGAUCAGGCCAUCACUCCUCUGCUGAACACCAAACAUUUCCUGGUCUCGGCCUUCAUGGACCAGAGAGUGAAGGGAUUCGACAUACGCAUCAUCGGCAUGUUUCAUAGAGACUCCAUCCAGAAGCUCCACUGCCUGUUCUGCUGUGUUGGACAUUUAGGUGAAACUACUCCCACAACAGUCUUAGUCCACUCAGAUCACUUUGGUUUUCCCUUUGCUGCUACAGACAUCAUGUGUCAGAUUCCUCAAAACUGCACUGCUACACAUGUCACUCUUCUGACUCAGCCCAAUGCAGAGAACAUUUCUAAUCUCACUUGGAUUCCUAUAAGAAACAGGAAAAAAAUUAAAGAUGAGGAAAAGAUGAACUUUACUGUCUGCAUUUCCAGCCUGUUUGGAGACUACAACAAUGUGCUUCAGUUUGCACAGACCCUGGAGAUGUACAGGUUGCUCGGAAUAAACAGAGUGGUGGUCUACAACACCAGCUGUGGUCCUGAUCUUGACCGUCUCCUGCAGAGCUACGCCCAAGAAGGAUUUGUGGAAAUAGUUCUUUGGCCCAUCGAAAAGCACAUGAAUCCAUCCAAAGGCUGGCUGUUCUCACAACAUGGAGGAGAUAUAMACUACUAUGGGCAGAACACCAAGCUUAACGAGUGUCUUUACAGAGCCAUGGAGAAUUCUCGUUACGUCCUUUUGCACGACAUCGAUCAGAUCGUCAUGCCGUAUCAACACAAUGACCUGAUGUCUCUGAUGGACACACUGCAACAGCAACAUCCAAAUGUUGGUGUGUUCCGCAUUGAAAGCCACAGUUUUUCCAAGAUGCGCUUUGAGCCAAGUGGGAGGUUUCACCUGCCUCAGUGGAGCAGAGUGCCAGGGGUUAAUAUUCUGGAGCACACUUGGAGGGAAGAGCCUAGCGAAAAAUACCAUCCAUACAAGAUGGUAAUUCAACCAAGGAUGGUGGAGCAGACUUCAGUGCAUGAAGUGAUUAAGCAUUUCGGAGAAGAGUACAAAGUUCCUCCACAGGUCUGCCGGAUCAUUCACAUUUGCUCGGGUGGGACCAUACCAUUGGAGCUCCUUCAUGAGGACAAACGACUGUGGGCCUUCCAUGAAAAACUGAUUCCUAACGUGGACCGGGUGCUGAAGAGAGUGGAGAUGUUGUCGUCCAAAAACUGAAGAUGAAGCUCAGGUGUUUCUGGAGCUGAUUGGAGAUGGAAGGCAGCUGGCCAGAGUCUCCAGUGGAGUUUACUUGAGAGCUGCCUUCACCAGGAGGGAGGCCUCCCCAUUCUUUCUCUUUAGGGUUUUUUCUUUUGCUUUAGUUAAUAAUAAAUUAUUUUAAGUUACA
Molecule: messenger RNA, 1588 nt
Organism: Austrofundulus limnaeus
Lineage: Eukaryota; Metazoa; Chordata; Actinopteri; Cyprinodontiformes; Rivulidae
Exons: 7
Coding region: 103-1419 (438 amino acids)
Cellular component (GO): cytoplasm
Molecular function (GO): glycosyltransferase activity
Source: RefSeq, a predicted model, not a curated record